Molecule: messenger RNA, 648 nt
Organism: Capsicum annuum
Lineage: Eukaryota; Viridiplantae; Streptophyta; Magnoliopsida; Solanales; Solanaceae
Exons: 1
Coding region: 1-648 (215 amino acids)
Molecular function (GO): nucleic acid binding; zinc ion binding
Source: RefSeq, a predicted model, not a curated record
AUGGAAGAAGAAUCAACUACAGAUCGACGUUUCUUUAAAGAUAUCUUGACGGACAAAGAUGCGCUGCUCUACCAUCCAUGGCGGUUCUUCGUCAUUGUCAAGCUCAUAGGGAGGAAGACAACCCAUCAGAUCCUCAAAGCAAAAAUUAAUGAUUUAUGGAGACCAUCGGAACCCUUGAUGCUCAUAAAUCCGGGUCACGACUUCUUUACAGUAAAAUUAAGUAAGGAGGAGAAUAUGAGCAAAGCUCUGCAUGAAGGUCCUUGGUUCGUCUUCGGCGGAUUUCUAUCGGUUAUCAAAUGGGAGCCUAACUUCGUACCAUCGGAAUCAACCCUAACACACAUGGCCAUCUGGGUCAGACUUCCAUGCCUUCCGACAGAUUUCUAUGACAGACAGAUACUCGAAAAGGUCGGGAACAACCUGGGGUCGCUCCUCAAGAUCAAUUCUUGUACAUCGUCAACUCUAAGGGGAAGAUAUGCCCGAUUAUGCAUCCAAGUUCCCCUGAACUUGCCUGUCAAAAAAACAAUCACCAUUGAAGACCACAUUCAACCAGUAGAGUAUGAAGGCCUUGGGAUUCUGUGUACCGGUUGCGGAAGAACGGGACACUCACUGAAGGAAUGUACGGCAAAUAUUACAAACAUCCCGUCCUAA